AUAUUAGUCGAAGAGUGCACUUGAUGGAACCAAGGUGUCGUCGAGUACAGUUGUCAAGAUCAUUGUCGUAUCUAUCUUGUUUGGAAGCAAGUGCUUUUAAUAACAGUACAUAUUUUCGACCAGCCUUGUACAUAAGCAUAUAUACAUACAUAUUUAGAAUGGGGGAGAUAACGGAGAGUGAGCAACUUGUGUUAGUCAAGUUUAAAGAAAAUUUGUCGGACCUGGAUCUUGUAAACAACAAUUUUCUCUCUGAUAUCCAGCUCAUUCGCUGGCUAAGAGCAAGGGAUCUCGAUGUGAAGCGUGCUGAGCAUAUGCUUAGAAAUACUUUGGCUUGGCGUGAGAAGAAUGACAUCAAAAAUUGUCUGAACCAAACUAUCCCAGAAUCAGUUCGAGCAGAAUUUCCAGUUGAGACCGUGGGAUACGAUAGAGAAGGGAACCUCUUAGUUUAUAUUCCGUUCGGAAAAAUGGACAUGAAGAAAGGCUUGAGAGAAGUGGGGAAAGAAGGUAGCAACAAUAUGCGAAAUUACUAUUUGGAAACAAUUUUUGGAGCCAUAUUGAAUAAGAAUCCAAAGAACAAGAUGCAACGUGCCUCCCUGAUUGUCGACUUCAAAGGACUGACAUAUAUGCAGUUUGCAAGCUUGGAGGUUUUUGAGUAUCUCAUGACAAGCAUUCAGAUUUUCGAGCAGCACUACCCUGAACUUCUUAGCACCGGAUUUGCAAUCAACACACCAAGUGUCUGGAAUAUGCUGUGGACUAUGUUAAAACCUAUGUUGCAUCAGAAAACUCAAGAUAAAGUUGUGAUUACGGGAUCUGAUCCACAAGUUAUAACAGAAGUUCUUGAAAAAUAUAUUUCGAAGGAUCAGUUUCCUGAAAAAUAUGGAGGCUAUGUCAAAUUGCAAUAUCCGGAGCCUGUAACUAUAAACAAGGACGACAACCAGAAUGACCAACCAACAUUGCCUCCACCCAGCAAAUCUUUCUUUAAAAGUAUAAUUGGCAAUUUUAAAAGCUGAUGUUGAGAAAUUCAAUCAUUUUCUUAUCAAUCAUUUAUCAAUUCAAUUUCCGUAUACUGAAUUUUAAUAAUGUAAAUAUUUAGAUAAUCUAUUUCGUGAUUGUGUACAUAAUUCUCUAAUAUUUAUUCGCAUUUUAGUCAAUUUGAACAAUGUGAGUGAAAAAUAUUAAACGGGAUUUAUGUAUGUGAAGA
Messenger RNA from Folsomia candida, 1201 nucleotides. Its product is annotated as SEC14-like protein 2. The transcript has 9 exons. The record is from RefSeq and is a predicted model, not a curated record. NCBI's taxonomy places the organism in Eukaryota, Metazoa, Arthropoda, Collembola, Entomobryomorpha, Isotomidae. Bases 24 to 1010 code for a protein of 328 amino acids. Gene Ontology annotation, cellular component: cytoplasm.